This is a messenger RNA of Gekko japonicus, 1567 nucleotides long. Its product is annotated as epidermal retinol dehydrogenase 2-like. Lineage: Eukaryota; Metazoa; Chordata; Lepidosauria; Squamata; Gekkonidae. The transcript is spliced from 7 exons. Gene Ontology annotation, cellular component: lipid droplet. Gene Ontology annotation, molecular function: oxidoreductase activity, acting on the CH-OH group of donors, NAD or NADP as acceptor. Bases 37 to 954 code for a protein of 305 amino acids. The record is from RefSeq and is a predicted model, not a curated record.
ACACCCUGUGAGCUGUUUGGAAGAAUCUUCUGUAAGAUGAACUUCUUCCUGGAAACACUCCUUGUCAUUGUGAAGUUACUCUAUCUGACUCUGGAGUCUCUGUUAUUACUAUUUAUCCCUGUACGGAAGAAGAGUGUUGCUGGUGAAAUAGUGCUUAUAACAGGAUCUGGAAGUGGAAUUGGAAGGCUUAUGGCUUUAAAAUUCUCCAAGCUUGGAGCCACUUUGGUUCUGUGGGAUAUUAAUCAAGACGGGAACAAAGAGACGGCCAGACUGUUGAAAGAAAAUGGAAGUGUGAGAGUGCAUGACUACACGUGUGACUGUAGCAAGAAGCAGGAGAUCUAUCGAGUGGCAGAUCAGGUUAAAAAGGAAGUCGGUGAUGUUAGUAUCCUAAUUAACAAUGCUGGAAUUGUAACUGGGAAGAGAUUCCUUGAUUCUCCAGACUCACUGAUAGAGAAGAGUAUGGACGUGAACACAAUGGCAAACAUCUGGACUUGCAAAGCGUUUCUUCCAGCAAUGAUGGCCGCUAAUCAUGGGCACUUAGUAACUAUUGCUAGUGCAGCUGGUUUGGUUGGAACCAGUGGACUGACAGAUUACUGUACAAGUAAAUUUGCAGCUGUUGGCUUUCUUGAGUCUUUAGGAGCAGAGAUGAGACACUUGGGGAAGACUGGCAUUAAAACCACAACUGUCUGCCCAUAUUUCAUUUCCACAGGGAUGUUUGAAGGCUGUAAACCAAAAUUGAGACGCUUGAUGCCUUUUCUAAAGCCAGAAUAUGCAGCGGAGAGAAUUGUGACCAGUGUUCUGAGGGAGGAGUCCUGUGUGAUCAUACCACAAGCUGUAUCCUUUUUACUUAAAAUGAAAUGUUUGCUACCUACAAAAAUGUCAUAUGUCAUCGGAGAUUAUAUUGGAUUUUUCAGUUUUAUGGACACUUUCAUAGGCCGGGGAAAGAAGAAGUGAAUACUGUAAAUUUCUGAAAUCUUCAGCAAAAAAAUCCAAACUUUUUCUUCAGGAAUAUUAAUCUGUGUUUCAGUACGUCUAUGGGACCCUGUUUUGCCAGAUUUUUUCCCUUGGUGAACCUGUAUGCACAAUAAAUCAGGGUUAGGUUGGAUCAUGUUUAGUCUUAUUUGGUAAUGAAUUACAGUGGUGGAGGUGUAUGGCUGACCUUAAACACAACUGUCUUCAGAAUAUCAUGACAUUUAGCCCGUAUAUUUUGUGUGUGUUCAUGCAUGCACACACUUCAUUGCAUUUAAUCAUUGAACCCAUGGGAACAAAUAUCUUUUGGAUGUUUGUCAGCUUUUCUAGCUGUGUCUUUUAACAUAUAAAUUAAACAAUCUAUUUUUUUAAUGUGACAGAUCUACUCUCAUCCCAAGGAUGUGUGAAUUGUUUUAGAACCAGUGAUUGAGCCAUUAUACCUAUAAUGUCCCACCCUCUGUGGUAGAGCUCUAACAAUCUUAAAAUUUCUGUGUGCGACUAUGUUCCUAAUAUUUUUCCACACGAGUUGAUAGCCAUAUAAACUAAGCUUGUUGUUCUUUCAAUCUGUUAAAAACAUCUUCAUUAUUCUGUAUGCUAA